This is a messenger RNA of Dreissena polymorpha, 7781 nucleotides long. RefSeq names its product ras association domain-containing protein 1-like. The record is from RefSeq and is a predicted model, not a curated record. The transcript is spliced from 8 exons. Lineage: Eukaryota; Metazoa; Mollusca; Bivalvia; Myida; Dreissenidae. Gene Ontology annotation, biological process: signal transduction. The coding region runs from base 240 to 2459 and encodes 739 amino acids.
GACUGUAAACAUUUACACUUGAAACAUUUGUGUUAAAUGUAUACAAGGUUGGAAGUGGAUAUGUUGAUAUGAUAAAUGAAACCAGCAAGUUUCCUGAUGAAACAGACUUUUGAUCUGUGUUAGACUGGUGUGAUAAAGCAGACUGGUUUUCUGAAUGAUCUCAUAAUGUUUCACCUGGAGCACUGAGAACACAUCCACUAAAUAAUGCUGAAACAGAGUUCUUGGAUUCCAAGGUGGAGAUGGAACAAAAACAGAGAGAAUUUUGUGGAAAUUUUGGAAAGGAUAAUUCAGAAAAUCCCAAGUUCAGUCUAGGUUCUAGGAAUUUGAAAUUUUUUAAAGAGGAUAUUUUUAAUGUACCAUUUGAUAAAUUAGCAGAUUCAGCAAGUUAUAAGCAUUUCACGCAUGUUUUUGUGGACAAUGAGGAUUAUGAAGACUUCAAACAAGAUUUGAUCAAUUUUCAUCGCAUGCGAAGUCGAUGGCAAGACGAUCGGAAAAAAGUUUCACGCGAGCGACCUAGCCGACUGAAUUCUCUUAUAGAUGAUGCUGAUAUACAACGUUUUAAAACGGAAAGAAAUGCAGCUGAUAACAAUGCAAUUGAUUCACAGUUUGAAGACCACAUUUAUGAAGAAAUUGAUGAUGUGAAAGAACAGGUCGCUCGACUGAGGGCAGAAGAACGCAAAUCAGAAACAGUUUCAACAAAUACAAAGAAAUAUUCUAGUUUGCAUGUUUGCAACUGUGGAGACAUCAAAACACAUUUAAGUUGCUCUGAGGACUGUGAUUGUGUUGAUUUUGCCCUUGAAUCUUUGCCAAUGAUGGAAUUCUUUCAAAAUGAUGAACAUUUCCAAGAGUUUGAUCGAGUGUUUGAAACUGUGAAAAAUAAACGUCGUUAUGCAAGUAACUCCAGUUUGGAUAAUUAUCGCUGGUCUCCACAUUCUGAUGGGAGAAAAUCGGAUGAUUCCUCAAGUGAGGCCGAUACAGAUACUGAAAUAGACACUACACUCAAAGUUGACGACAUAUUUUCUGACUUCUUCGACAACGAUGCAGAUUUUAAAAACUUUGAGGAAGAGUUUGGGAAAUUCCAGUUUAAGAGACAUUCAACAAACCUUGAGAAAAAGUGGCAUCGAAACUCUGUAUGUGAUUUAAUUGAGGAUUUAAAAGCUUUCUGUGAUACGGAUGAUACAAGUGGCUCAAAUGAACCUUGUGUGCGGUUGGGUAGUAAACUCAGCCUUCCUAGACUCUGGAGUCAAGGGGGUGAAUGGGAUUAUAUUUUUAACAAGAUUCGUCCGCGUAAUGGCCGAUUGCCAUCCUCAAACUCAGACACGUGCAGAUCCGAUUUAACUGUGGUCUGUGAUAGUGAGAGUGGCAACUGUUUGUUAGAUGACGUUAGUGACGUGUCUAAUCGAGAUACAGGAUAUUAUUCUGAGGAUAAAUUCAGCGCAGAUAAAAGUGAUAUAUGUGCAUGUGCACAGCUAUCACAACAUGACUGCCAGUACACAUGCCACCACCAGUGCCUACCUCUCAUCCAGCUCGAGUGCAAGUGUGUGUCACAUGACCAUGAGGACCAGGGGGCGGGGCUGUCAGGGGAGACCACUCUAGAGGACCUGUCCAUCCCUGCCAUGGAGCCCAUGUCAGAACCAGCCUCAGAAAAAGAUGAGACAGACUCGGGGUACCGUUCGGGUACGAUCCCCGAUGAGAAACUGCCGCCAAAACCAAGUGAGGCCACGCUGAACCGGGAAGAGCUGCGCAAACGCAUAGCCGAGUUCAACAGGCUUGUUCAGGGGGCUAACUUUGCACUGCGAGAAAGGGAGGACACAAGUACUUAUGACAAGGAUGCAGAUGUAGACAUGAAGACAGAACCAUUCCAGGGCUUUAUCAAGGUUGUUCUGAAUCUGGUGCGACCAAUCAGCAUGUCUCUUGGGGCCCGCCCACCUUCGAUAUAUGAGGUGCUCACACGAGAACACAUUGUGGAACAGAACACGCAAAAUAUCUCCUUCUACAUGCCACGUGACACUGUACGCUCCAUACAUGCGCACAGUGGUCAGUCAACGAAGGAGGUAGUGGCUUUGCUGCUAAAGAAGUUCCACAUUCUCGACCAUCCACGAAAGUUUGCCCUCUAUGAGCAGGAACUGAGAAACAACAAAAUUGCCCGUAUCCGUCGUGUGAAGGACAGCGAGUCUCCACUGGCUAUCUGCCUCAGUUGGGAUCUGGAGAACGUGCACAACCACAGACUGGUGCUUCAGGAGAAUGAGACCGGCGAAAUAGAUUGGGAUGCAUUCUGUGUGCCAGAGCUGGGUAACUUCCUGCGUGUGUUGGACCGGGAGGAGGAGGAAUACCUGGCCCAGCUCAAGUACAAGUACAAGGUGAUGAGGCGCCUGAUCCUGCAGAGAAUGAAGGAGAUACGUCAGGAGACAGAGAGACACAAACGGGCCUCCGUUCUAGCGGCGGAGUCAACGUCUUGAGGCCGGCAGGUGCAGUGGAGCUGUAGAGACGCCGUGGGGUGACGAGAAAUAGACCAGUUGUGAUUUGGAUGUCAAAGAAUUAGUCAGUGAACUAAUGGUUUAUAUUACAGUGGUUAAGUGUCAGGACAUGGUUUGAGAUUUAAUUUAUUUUAAUUCGUCAGACAUUUACCGUUAGACCAUCAGAAAGGCAGACCAAUUCAUGAUUUGUGCAACUGGUCAGUAUUGAUAAUAGGGGACAGAGACAUUACAUUGAUAUACUGUACUGUGUACGGACAGUCUGUGUACUGUAAACAAUGCUCAUUAAAACUUAUGAAUUACUACAGCGAUGUGUACAGUCAUAACAUUUUAUAGAAAAUGAUCAGGAAUCUAUGUAUGAAAUAUUCCUGUGGAGUGGUUAAAGAUUGAAGGAAAACAUACAUGUGAGAAAGAAUGAAAAAUUAACUGGUGUGAGAUUCACUGCUGAGGCCAAGUGAUAGAGAAAAACAGAGUAACAAGAAUCAAACUCGAUCAAAAUGUGUUCUCAAAAACUUGUUUGAUCUCAGGUCAGAUGAAAAAGGGGCUCACUGAAAACAUGACCAAAGAAGUGACUGAUCAGUGCAGAGUUAGAUGUAACACGGAAAAUAAAUGUGCUAAAAGACACAGAAAAGCAGACUUACCCAUAAAUACAAUGCUGUUGUAUAUAGGAUAAAUAUAUAUUUAUUUGGUUGAAAAUCUGUUAAAGCAAAAAGUAAUGUAAAUAAUUGUUGGUUAUAUUAACAUUAGAAACCAUGCAUACAUUAACAGAUUAAUCCUACUUGAUGUAGAUGUUGCUUGGGUUGGGAGGGUUGGGAGUGAAACUCUAUCUGAAAAACAACUGAUUGUCAGCUACAUGUACAACACACUCACGUUUAAGAACUGAUUGUCAGCUACAACACACUCACAUUCAAGAACUGAUUGUCAGAUACAACACUCACAUUUAAGAACUGAUUGCUAGAUACAACACUUUCCCAUUUAAGAACUGAUUGUCAGAUACAACACUUUCCCAUGCAAGAACUGAUUGUCAGAUACAAUACUUUCCCAUUUAAGAACUGACUGUCAGAUACAACACUUUUCCCAUUAAAGAACUGAUUGUCAGAUACAACACUUUCCUAUUCAAGAACUGAUUGUCUGAUACAAUACUUUCCCAUUCAAGAACUGAUUGUCAGAUACAACACUUUCCCAUUCAAGAACUGAUUGUCAGAUACAACACUUUCCUAUUCAAGAACUGAUUGUCAGAUACAACACUUUCCCCUGCAAGAACUGAUUUUCAGAUACAACACUUUCCCAUUCAAGAACUGAUUGUCAGAUACAACACCUUCACAUUUUACUGUUAAUAAUUUGAAACCCUAGUUCACAAACAGCUGGACUUACUCAAGGUCAGCUAUUGUGAUCACCCUAUUCCGCUGUUUGGCAUUGUUCGUCAUCAACUUACGCUCAUUUCCAAUCUACUGGCUACAUUUCGUCCAAUCUUGAUGAAAUUUGGUCAGAAUGUUUAUCUUGACAAUAAUUUUGCCAACUUUAAAUCCGGGUAAAAUGCAUCCAAACACUAAGUCAAAUCUUUUUACCACUGUAGAGGCCACAUUUAUGAUUCAAUCUUAGAAAAACCUUGUUACUACUCUAGACACCACAAUUAUGAUGCAAUAUUGAUGAAACUUAGUCAGAAAGUUAAUCUUGACAAUACCAUUGCUGAUUUUGAAUCUGGGUCACAUGUGUCAAAAAACUAGGUCACAAGUUGAAUUAUUAGCAAAGCUUUGUUACCACAUUAGAAGUAACAUUUAUAAUCUUGAUGAAAUUUUGUCAAAAUGUUCAUCUUGACAAUAUAUAGGCUAAGUUUGAAUCUGUGUCAGGCAUGUCAAGAACUAGGUGGCAAGAUCAAAUAUUAUUUUUAAAACGUGUUUGUUAUUCUAGAUGUCAUAUUUAUGACUCAAUAUUGAUGAAACUUGGUAAGAAAGUUUAUCUGUACAAUAAUAAGGCCAUGUUUUAACUCUGUCAGUGCUGGAACCGAAUUUUGAAGGCCUUUGCAAACAGCAUGGAUCCAGAUGAGACACCACAGAACAUGGCGUCUCAUCAGUAUCCAAACUGUUUGCUAUUCUGAUAGUAUUCUUUGAAAAAAUCAAAGAAAAUGCUUAUUUUAGAAAUUUAGCAGACGACAUUUUAGCAGACGACAAAUUUCCCAGCAUGCAAAUGGUUAAUCUGGGUCAAGUGGGUUCAUCAAUCACAAAUGGUUCAGUAAACUCAGGUGAGACCUUAAGGGCCAUCAGGCCCCUCAUGGUGUCAGGACAAUAAUACAAUAUGUUAUGUUUUAUUCUUAUAAAAAGAUGAAGAAUGAAUACUGUAUAUACAUACCGUUAUAUAGUUUAUUAAGCAAUCAUGUAAAGUUGGAUCUUUUAACAUAUAAGUAUUUGUUAAGAAUGCUUAAAAAUGUGUGAAACAAAGUUUGUAUUAUAAGUUUUAUAAUGUGAAUGAUAAAACAAACACAUUUAUUUUUCAGUUUAAGAAAUUGAAUGGCAAAACAGAGUUUGUACUUUUUUUUUCAGUUAAAAAAAAAUAAAUGAAAAAUAGAGUUUGUACAAUUAUUUUUAACCAGGUUUUCCGAAGGAAAAAACUGGUUAUUAGAUUGGCGAAUGCAGGCGGGCUGGCUGGCUGGCUGGCUGGCGGGCUGGCUGGCGGGCUGGCGGGCUGGCGGAACAAGCUUGUCCGGGCCAUAACUAUGUCGUUCAUUGUCAGAUUUUAAAAUCAUUUGGCACAUUUGUUCACCAUCAUUGGACGGUGUGUCGCGCGAAAUAAUUACGUCUAUAUCUCCAAGGUCAAGGUCACACUUUGAGUUCAAAGGUCAAAAAUGGCCAUAAAUGAGCUUGUCCGAGCCAUAACUAUGUCGUUCAUUGUCAGAUUUUAAAAUCAUUUGGCACAUUUGUUCACCAUCAUUGGACGGUGUGUCGCGCGAAAUAAUUACGUCGAUAUCUCCAAGGUCAAGGUCACACUUUGAGUUCAAAGGUAAAAAUUAGCCAUAAAUGAGCUUGUCUGGGCUAUAACUAUGUCAUUCAUUAUGAUAUUUUAAAAUCAUUUGGCACAUUUGUUCACCAUCAUGGGACGGUGUGUUGCACAAAAGAAUCACGUCAAUAUCUCCAAUGUCAAGGUCGCCACGACUAAAAAUAGAUUUAUUUUAAAACAAACUUACAAAGGGUGUUAAUUUUGUUUGUUCAUUUAAAAAGUUCAGUUUGAGUUGUCUCCCUUUAUCAGAUUUUUUUUCACAAUGAAAACCUGGUUUUGUGACAAUUUUGUCCCUUGUUUUUUAAUAUUUUGUUUACAUAUUUCACGGUGCUUAGCAUAAUAUUUUACCCGCUAGUCACAAACAAAAGAUACACGUGUUUAUAAAGGGAAAUUAUGUCAUGUUUGUUAACAAAAUACUGCCACUGCAGAGGAGUGGUGGAUAAAUAUGGUCAAUAAAUAAAUGUGCAAUGUUUAUGUCAUGAUAAAAUAUGUAGAACUUUAUUUUAAUUUUGGUUUUAUUUUCAUUUGCAUUGCAUAGCUUUUGUGUUUAUUUUACUAUUAUUUUGAGAGGGUUUUAUUUGUUUGCAUAUAAAUGAAUGGACAAAAUCCAGUAUCUGUAAAUUAUAAGUAUUUACUGGCAAAUUGUUUUAUAUCAUUUGAAAAGUUUACAGAACUUUACAGUUCUUUUCAGUAAAAUUGAAAUGUAAAUAUUUAACUUUACUCGUGUUGAUUUCAUUAGCAAGUUGUAUGUACCCUUACAUGAUUUAAGUCUACCUUAAAUGAUAUAGUUCUAUCUGAGACAAACAAUUUUAUAAAUUCAAGUGUUACUUUGUAGAGCACAAUUGGUUUUGAUUGACAUAUUGUACAACUUGUUAUUCCAGAAAGAAGUUCCAGUAAUUUUGAGAAGUUAUUUAGUAAAAUGCACUUUUGUAUACCCAAGAAGUAUAGCGAACAUGACAAGUAAAUCUGGGCUAUGGCCCAUGUUGUUUUAUUUUUAGCUCAUCUAUUUUUUGAAAAAAAAUUAUGAGCUAUUGUCAUCACCUUGGCGUCGGCGUCGGCGUCGGCGUCCGGUUAAGUUUUGCGUUUAGGUCCACUUUUCUCAGAAAGUAUCAAUGCUAUUGCAUUCAAACUUGGUACACUUACUUACUAUCAUGAGGGGACUGGACAGGCAAAGUUAGAUAACUCUGGCGUGCAUUUUGACUGAAUUAUGUGCCCUUUUUAUACUUAGAAAAUUGACAAUUUUGGUUAAGUUUUGCGUUUAGGUCCACUUUUUUCAGAAAGUAUCAAUGCUAUUGCAUUCAAACUUGGUACACUUACUUACUAUCAUGAGGGGACUGGGCAGGCAAAGUUAGAUAACUCUGGCAUGCAUUUUGACAGAAUUAUGUGCCCUUUUUAUACUUAAAAAAUUGAAAAUUUUGGUUAAGUUGUGUGUUUAGGUCCAUUUUAUUCCUUAAGUAUCAAAGCUAUUGCUUUCAUACUUGAAACACUUACUAACUAUCAUAAUGGGCCUGUGCAGGCAAAGUAAUGUAACUCUGACUGGCAUUUUGUCAGAAUUAUGUGCCCUUUUUAUACUUAGAAAAUUGAAAAUUUGGUUAUGUUUUGUGUUUAGGUCCACUUUAUUCCUACAGUAUCAAAGCUAUUGCUUUCAUACUUGCAACCAUUAUUAACAAUCGUAAGGGGACUGUGCAGGCAAAGUUAUGUAACUCUGACUGGCAUUUGGACGGAAUUAUGGGCCCUUUAUACUUAGAAAAUUGAAAGUUUGGUUAAGUUUUGUGUUUUGGUCCACUUUACCCCUAAAGUAUUAUAGAUAUUGCUUUCAUACUUGGAACACUCGCAAACUAUCAUAAGGGUACAGUAAAAGGACAAGUUGCAUAACUCUGGAUGUCAUUUUUACGGAAUUAUGGCCCUUUUUUGACUUAGUAACUUUCAAUAUAUGGUUAAAUUUUGUGUUUCGAUCCACUUUACUUCUUAAGUAUCAAGGCUAUUGCUUUCAAACUUCAAAUACUUUCAUGCUAUCAUGAGGUUACUGUACCUGGCAAGUUGAAUUUUACCUUGACCUUUGAAUGACCUUGACUCUCAAGGUCAAAUUAUUAAAUUUUGCUAAAAUUGCCAUAACUUCUUUGUUUAUGAUUAGAUUUGAUUGAUACUUUGACAAAACUACUCUUACCUGACAUACCAUAAUAGACUCCACCCAAACCAUCGCCCGUGCCCCCCCCUCCCCCCCCAUUUUUUUUUACGGUUAAAAAACUAAACUAUUUAUUUUGAUUAUUUUAUGUUUGAAAUACCGUCCAACCAUCGCACCCAAGAAACACC